This is a messenger RNA of Leptopilina heterotoma, 592 nucleotides long. RefSeq lists its product as uncharacterized. Bases 115 to 513 code for a protein of 132 amino acids. Lineage: Eukaryota; Metazoa; Arthropoda; Insecta; Hymenoptera; Figitidae. The record is from RefSeq and is a predicted model, not a curated record. The transcript has 2 exons.
GUUACACACAAAGCUAACACAACAUCAGAUACCAAAUUGCCGGGGGGGCUAUAUAACAUUUGUCAGAAAAACUCCGGGACAAUUCAAGUUUCAAGCCUUUAGUUGAGUGUCAUCAUGAAAAUACAGAUUUUAGCCAUCAGUAUACUUUUUGCCAGCGCGAAAAGUAUAAUAAUUCCAAAUUAUGAGAAUGAACAGGAGGCUGCACUUGGUCCAGUGUCAUUCCCUCCGGUUAUUUCGAGACCGGAAAAUGCAUUUCAAAAUAUUCCAAAUACUGCAAAUCCAGUAAAUAAGGAAAUUUCAGAAUUUCCAACAGAAGAAAAUGCUUUCAGUGGUAGUUAUAUUAUAAUCGACGAAACUCACGGUAUUAAGUACAUUGUCAAACCAUUAAAUAAUUUAAAAAUAAUUGUACGCAAAAAACCUUUUCUAUUUUCACAUCUUACACCUUUACGUCUUCUACUUGGACGCUUUGGAUACUAUCAUCGUUCACCACCACAAUUUAUUCAUUCCUACUGAUAAUAAUUAUUACCAUGAAUUUAAAAAUGAAAUUAUCUCUCUAAAUUUUAAUCAGUAAACAUUUUUACUCAUUUGAAAA